This is a messenger RNA of Raphanus sativus (radish), 6752 nucleotides long. RefSeq lists its product as uncharacterized. The record is from RefSeq and is a predicted model, not a curated record. Gene Ontology annotation, biological process: positive regulation of transcription by RNA polymerase I; maturation of SSU-rRNA from tricistronic rRNA transcript (SSU-rRNA, 5.8S rRNA, LSU-rRNA). The coding region runs from base 99 to 6605 and encodes 2168 amino acids. The transcript is spliced from 38 exons. Gene Ontology annotation, cellular component: 90S preribosome; small-subunit processome; t-UTP complex. NCBI's taxonomy places the organism in Eukaryota, Viridiplantae, Streptophyta, Magnoliopsida, Brassicales, Brassicaceae. Gene Ontology annotation, molecular function: snoRNA binding.
CGUUAAACCCUAAACCUUUUGUUUGUUGUUCUUCUAACGCCGCGACGCGAUCUUACUCUCUCCCUCUCAGACUCUGAAGAACAAGCCUAAUAGCAAGCAUGAGCUCUUCGUUAGCGUCCCAGCUACAAGCCAUCAAGGCGGUUGUUCAAGCCGACACAGAGCCUUCGAAGAGACCUUACACGCGCCCUUCGAUUCUCUUCACUCCCAAAGAAGCAGCAGAUUUCGAUAUCGAAUCAAUCUACGAGCUAGGGCUCAAAGGUCUCGAAGUGCUUGGAAACAAAGACGAGAGGUUUAAAAACUUCGUGAGCGAUUUGUUUAGUCACAAAAGCAGAGAAAUCGAUAGGGAAUUGCUGGGGAAGGAAGAAAAUGCUCGGAUUGAUGCAUCUAUCAGCUCGUACCUACGGUUACUCUCUGGUUAUCUUCAGUUUCGUGCUUCCUUGGAGACUCUUGAGUAUCUCAUAAGACGAUACAAGGUUCAUGUAUACAAUGUAGAAGAUGUGGUGUUAUGUGCUUUGCCGUAUCACGAUACUCAUGCCUUUGUCCGUAUUGUUCAGCUCAUCUCCACUGGCAACACCAAGUGGAAGUUUCUCGAUGGGGUGAAAAAUUCAGGUGCUCCACCUCCUCGAUCGGUUAUCGUUCAGCAGUGUAUACGUGACACGCAGGUCUUGGAGGCCUUGUGUGACUAUGGAUCUCGGAGUAAGAAGUACCAGCCUUCAAAACCCGUGGUCAGCUUCACCACAGCUGUUGUCGUCGAGGUUCUAGGUUCUGUUGCAAAGGUUGAUGGAGAUAUUGUAAAGCUGAUUUUACCAUUUGUCGACUCUGGUCUUCAAUCUGCUGUGAAAGGAUGUUUAGAUCAGCAGGCUGGUGCGUUAAUGGUUGUUGGUAUGUUGGCUAACAGAGCCUCUCUAAAUGAUAAUCUUAUCAAACGGUUUAUGAGGUCAAUCAUCGAUGUUGCUCGUGAACAUGCCAAAGAAUCCUCUGAUCCUCAUUGGCUUCGGUUGUCAUUUAUGGCAUUGAUUAAUUUGGUUCAGUUGCAAUCUGUGGACUUGAUCCCAAAGAAAACUUUGGACCUUUUAAAGGAAAUAAGGGAUAUUUCUGGUGUUCUUCUAGGCCUGUCCAAAGAGUUCAACAUCAUGAAGUUCUUGGCAGUGUUACUAGAUUCUCUUCUCCUUUACUGUUCAUCUGAUAAUCAAUGCCUCGAAAUUUUGGUUUCCAUAAUUGAUAGUGUUCCAGUAGAAAACUUGGUUGAUCAUUUGAUCUCCAAGGUUUUCUCUACGUGUAUGACACAAUAUCAGAAGAACAAAAGUGAUAUUACAUCUCCUACAUCUGGGAGCUGGGCCAAGAAAAUUCUGGCUCUUGUUAGCAAGAAGUAUUCUGUUGAACUACGUGCAGCAGUACAAAAUUUUUUGGAGAAUAGUAAAGAUCUGUCGAAGAAAGAAGAUUUGAAGCUGGAGAUGCUGUCUCGUAUGCUGGAUGGGAAUUCAGACAUGUCCCUGCCGUUCUUGGAUUCAAAAUUGUGGUUCCGGCUCCACCAUCCCAAGGCUGCUGUACGUUGUGCUGCGCUUUCUAGUCUAAACGGUGAUCUCAAGCGUGAUAUAUCUAAAGCAGAGAACCUUGUCACAAUUCAGGAUGCUAUAGUGCGCCAGCUUUGGGAUGAUGAUCUGGCUGUUGUUCAGGCCGCCCUGUCUCUUGAUCAGUUGCCGAAUAUAGUAACCUCUUCUAGUCUUCUGGAUGCUUUGCUUCAGGUGGUGAAACGUUGUGUUGGGAUUCUCCAUUCAGGUUUAUCAAAAGAUGUUCAUCUGGCAGCAGAUGUCACUGCUUUAUCCCUUAAAAUUGCUGUCUCAGCUUUCUGUAAUCAAGCAGAGACUACAGAGAAAGUCGCUUCUGCAAUGUUCCCAUUUCUUUUAAUUCUGCCAAAGACUUGGAAUUUAAACCUAGAUGUACUGACUUUGGGGAAGGAUGUUAACUGGCCACUUUUCAAGAAUCUUGUUACUGAUGACGGAAUGAAAAAGCUCCCAGAUAUCAUGUCUGGAAACAUAUCCUCGAUCCGCGAAAGUGUGACUGCAUUGAACGUGGAUGUCGUUAACAAGCUGGUGGAAGCAUUUAUGGAUCACCCUGGUGACGUUAUUCAGUGGCUUACUGUCGGUUGCCAAGAGGCACCGUUGGCAAAGACGCUGUUUUUGGUGGUCUUGAUGCAGUCACUGCAGAAGAUGGGUUCUUCUUCUGAUCCUAGUCAAUUUUUGGAUCUUUUCGAGCUUUGCUUUCCUGUUCUGAAGACUGAGUGGGAAGAAUCUGAGGUUGUAGUUGACGUUUCUUUGAAAGAGCUGUCAAAAAGCAACUGCCAAGAACUCUUAUAUCAACUUUUUGACACCUCUGAUUUUACUGCACUGAAUUCAAAGAUUCUGAUCUGCUUGUUUUGGAAGUUGGUCGAGUCAUUCAUAAAACUCGAACCCGCUCAUGUCUCUUCGGUUUUUAGCGGAAGGUUGUGUAGCGGACUUGAGGACUUGUUUUUCUUUUUUGCAACAACCCGAUCACAGCAUGUUUUCAAAGAACACCUCCACUACCGUGUGAGAGAAGCCAAAGUCUGUCCCGUUUUGUUUCUCACUCGGCUCAUAUCACGAGAAGAUGUUCCUCAUAUGGUCAAAGCUGAAAGUCUCAAAUGCUUCUUGUAUCUUUGCUCUAAUGGAAAUAGUGAAUGGUCGAUUCAGAUAUUCUCUAGUUUUCCAGUUCUUUUGGUUGCCAUAUCGAGUGAUAAUCAGGACGUUAAAGUAGCUGCUAUGGAUUGUUUUGAGGCGCUCUACAACCUACGGUGUCAUGUCGACUCUAGCAAGAAAAACGGGAGUGCUGCAAUCUAUAGUAGUUCUUUUGAUGAACUGUUGGGAAUGAUUGUUCAACAAAGGAGGCUUAUAUUGUCAGACAAUAAGUUUCUUCCAUCCUACUUGACAUCGCUGCUCAGUUCAACCCCUAAUGACUUACUAGUGCCAGUUGACCUGCAAAAAAGGUUUGAUCAUCCUGCAAAAGAAAGCAUUCUUUCGUGCAUCUUAUUGUGUGCGCGAGAACUUCCUGCUUAUGGGAAGCUAAGAGUUUUAUCACUGCUAAAAGGUCUGGGCAUCUCACUUCUGCGUGAUGAAAAUGUUAAGUUAUUGUCUCAACUUCUGGAUAAACGUAGUCAAUACUACAUUAAACUGGACAAAACUUCCCCUCCAAUGUCAGACACAGAGGUUGAUUUAUUGUGCCUUCUUCUGGAGUGCUCCAUGAUGCGUUCAGCGCCGUUCAAAGGGCAGUCUCUUGAUGAUGAUAUACUGAAAUCAUUGGAAGUAAGGAUAUUUCAUUGUUCCAUUUUUGCCUUGCGUACUUGGAUACUUUUUCGUUCCAGUCAUAGAUGUUUUCUUUUGCAGAUGGACUGUGUGGCAUCAGAACAUCCUGCUGUUAUAUCCCCAGUUCUUACUAUUUUGGAGAAGUUACGCAAUCAAUACUAUACUGAACUGAAGACCGAUCUUCAGAUUCGUUUCUUCCACAAGCUAGUGUCAAUGUUUCGAAGUACAAAUGGCAGAAUACAAGAUGCUGUUAAAGAAGCUUUCUUACGCCUAAAGAUUUCUUGUUCAACGGUGAUCCAUACCCUCGAUCAUAUCACUCAGCAGGAUAAUCUUGUUAUUGAUCCUUUGAGCAAGAACAAGAAACAGAAGAAAUCGGUGUCAUGUCUAGAAGAAGACGUAAGCGGUGUUCUAAGAGGAGAAAAGGCUCUCUGUUUCAUUGCCUCGUUACUUGACAUGCUUCUUCUAAAGAAAGAUCAAGUUCACAGGGAGUCACUUGUAGGGCCUUUGUUUAAGCUUCUAGGAAGGUGUAUGUCUAAUGAAUGGGUGAAAAUUGCUUCGUCGGAUGAGGAUGAUGUUCGUGAAAUAACUCUUGCAUCUAUUUCUUCCAUCCAACAGACAGUGCUCUUACUCCUGAAAGAUAUAUUUGAUUCUCCGAAUAUGAAUCCUUUGAAGGCGGACAUAACAAAUGAAAUCAAUGUCAAAAUGCUGGUUGACUUUGCUCAUUCCUCAAAUGAUGGAGUCAUACGAAACUAUAUCUUCUCCCUCUUCACUUCAAUAGUUAAAAUUGUCCCAGAUAGAGUUUUGGACCAUAUCAUCAGCAUACUUACACUGGUUGGCGAAUCAACAGUGACACAGAUUGAUAGCCACUCGAAGUCGAUCUUUGAGGAGUUUAUGUCAUCGGUUAUUCCAUUUUGGCUGUCUAAGACCAAGAGUGAGGAGCAGUUGCUGGAGAUUUUUGUUAAAGUGUUACCUGAUAUUGUUGAGCAUAGAAGGCGUUCCAUUGUAGCUUACUUGCUGGGAGUUAUUGGUCAACAAAAUGGCUUGCCUUCUUUACUUGUCCUCUUGUUCCGAUCCCUUAUUUCAAGGAAAGACUCAGCUUGGCUUGGGAAUGUCCAGAAUUCGGGUACGUUUAUAUCCGAUAUUAAGAGGGAGUGGGAGUAUACUUUUGCCGUGGAAAUAUGCGAACAAUACACUUCUUCAACAUGGCUCUCGUCCCUGGUCAUACUUCUUCAGACUAUCAGCAAAGACAGUUCUAGUAAAGAAUGUUUCUUUCAGAUGCGGCUUGUCUUGGAAUUUAUAUUCCAGAAACUGCAAGACCCAGAAUUUGCAUUUGCAGUGUCACUUGAGCCAAGAAAUAGUGUUUCAGUUGGCAUUCAGCAAGAACUGCAGGAGCUUAUGAAGGGUUGUAUACUUCUCCUACAAACUGUUGAUUCCACAAAGGAGAAAGAUGUGACUUCUGCAGUCAGAAAGGAAAUCAGAAUGCGUAUACAUGAUGUGUUGAUGACAGUUACAGGAGUUAUGGAUCUGUCUAUAUAUUUCAGAGUUGUUACUAGCUUACUUAAGCAGCAGUCAGAUCGUAAUGGGACGAAAAAGGUACUUGGGCUUAUAAGUGCGAGAGCUAAGGACUCCACUACUUCUAAACCGAAACACAAUAGGAGGCUCCCCAAUCAGAAAAGAGGAAACCCUUGGUUGAACCUGGAUGAGGCAGCUGUUGAAGCUUUCGGGAAGAUGUGCGAGGAAAUCGUCAGUGUAAUUGUUGAGGCAGAUGAUGAGUCAGGUGUUCCAGCUAAACGAGCUGCCAUUUCUACACUGGAAGUUUUGGCUAGCAGGCUUCCCUCUGGUCAUCCGAUUUUCAGCAAGUGUCUUGCAUCUGUCGCAGAAGGCAUCAGCUCAAAGAAUCUGGGAGUUUCUUCAAGCUGUCUUCGUACAACUGGUGCGCUGAUCAAUGUUCUUGGACCAAAGGCGCUCGUUGAACUUCCUAGCAUAAUGAAAAAUCUGGUACAACAAUCGCGGGAAGUGUCAUCCGCAUCAACUGGAAGCGCAACAGCCGAGGAACAGUUGCUUAUGCUGUCUGUUCUAGUCACUUUGGAAGCAGUGAUUGAAAAACUUGGAGGUUUCCUCAAUCCUCAUCUUGGGGAUAUCAUUAGACUCAUGGUGCUGCAUCGUGAAUACGUUUCUGACUUCGACAAGAACCUUAAAUCCAAAGCCAAUGCCAUUAGGCGACUCCUUGUGGAAAAAAUACCUUUUCGCCUCACUCUGCAACCUCUUCUACGAAUAUACGAUGAGGCUGUUAGUUCUGGCGAUGCAAGUUUGGUGAUUGCUUUUGAUAUGCUUGAAAAUCUGGUUGCAAAAUUGGAUAGAGCAUCUAUUGUUUGCAACCAUGCAAAGAUCUUCGACCAGUGCUUAGCUGCCCUUGAUAUCCGACGCCAAAAUCCAGCAACAAUUCAGAACGUUGAUGAUGCGGAGAGAAGUGUAAUCAAUGCGACGGUUACACUCACAAAGAAGCUAACUGAGUCCGAGUUCAAACCCCUCUUUAUCAGAAGCAUUGAUUGGGCAGAGUCGGAUAUCGUAGAUGGAUCUGGGAAUGAAAACAAGAGCGUCGACAGAUCUCUCUCUUUCUACGGUCUGGUGAACAGACUCUGCGAGGCACACAUGUCCAUCUUUGUGCCAUAUUUCAAGUUCAUGCUCGACGGUAUUGUAUCUCAUCUCACCAGUGCCGGAGCAUCAGUUUCAACAAGGAAGAAAAAGAAGGCCAAAAUUCAGGAAACGGAUGACUCUAUACCACCAAAAAGCUGGCAUCUUAGGGCGUUGGUGCUUGCUUCUUUGAAGAACUGCUUUUCGCAUGAUACUGGAAGCGUGAAGUUUCUCGACGCAAAUAACUUCCAGGUGCUAUUGAAGCCUGUAGUAUCGCAGCUUGCUGUUGAACCGCCAUCUGGUUUAAAGGAGCUGCCACAUGUACCCUCUGUAGAAGAGGUUGAUGAGUUGCUUGUUUCAUGCAUUGGUCAAAUGGCAGUAGCCUCUGGCUCUGAUCUCCUCUGGAAACCGCUGAACCACGAGGUGCUAAUGCAAACAAGGAGUGAGAAGUUGCGUGCGAGGUUGUUGAGUCUGAGGAGUGUGAAACAGAUGUUGGAUGAUCUGAAAGAAGAGUAUCUAGUGCUGCUCGCUGAAACCAUUCCAUUCUUGGGUGAACUACUGGAAGACGUUGAUCUAUCUGUCAAAUCAUUGUCUCAAGAUAUCAUCAAACAGUUGGAAGUGAUGAGCGGUGAAGAUUUGGAGCAACACCUCUGAAAACUUUGAUUGCUACAAAACCUUAGAUUCCCCAGUUUUUUUGAGUCUUUUGUCUUGUUGGUAAUGAUCAUGACUUGAUAAUCAACCUGUUUCUCUGAAGGAAAUAACUUUUGAAUCUAUUUAAUUAAAGCAAUUAUUAAACUUGUU